AUGGCGUCGCUCACGGGAUUUAUCACUGCAAUCAUAAUAACUAUCAUUCUCGCCGGAAGCUCCGCCGGCAGAGACCUCCGUCCAUCCGAUCACGGACUCGGCUACCAGUCCUCACCGCCGGCCAAUUCUCCCCCGGAUAUGAGAUCCUUCUUCAACAGCAACAACUCUUCUUCUGAUUCUUCUUCCGAUGCAUUUAAUUGGAAUGCCACAGAUUCCGCACCUCCGGCGUUACCGAGAAGCACCGGCAACGGCAGAAGACGGUUGGGAAAAGCAUUAGUAAUUGGAAGCUUGUUGUGUGGAGUCACAGGUGUCACUUUAUUAGUGGUUUCUUGUUUGCUUUGUGUAUUUGGCUGCCUAAGAGUAAGAAGAAACUCAGAGCAAAACGAUUCGUUUCGUCAUGGUGAUGAUAAUUUUAAUUUAAAUAAUAAUAAUAAUGAUAAUAAUGAUAACAAACUUGAGGUGGUGCGGACUUCGUGA
Lathyrus sativus (Indian pea) is the source of this 477-nucleotide messenger RNA. Lineage: Eukaryota; Viridiplantae; Streptophyta; Magnoliopsida; Fabales; Fabaceae. The record is from the annotation of a GenBank genome assembly.